Cylicostephanus goldi is the source of this 399-nucleotide messenger RNA. The record is from the annotation of a GenBank genome assembly. NCBI's taxonomy places the organism in Eukaryota, Metazoa, Nematoda, Chromadorea, Rhabditida, Strongylidae.
CUGUUACUUAUAGGGCAAAUUUCGUUCCAUCCAGAUGUGAUAGCCCAAGUUAGCGCUCUAAUAUGGGACACCGUCACUGGUGACUGGACUACUGAUCUUCUUGCGUUCUCCAGCCAUGCUGGUCGCCAAAAUGUGAAUGCAGCAGACGUAGCUCUUCUGAUGAGAAGGAAUAAGCAUCUGGUGAGCAGAUUCUUUGCUGUACACUUUUGGAAACAAAGUUUUACUACUACACAUGACGCUGCGCCAUUGCAAUCUGAUAGGUUGACGCCGCUGUCGAAUCUGGACGAAAAUUCUCGCUCUUCACCUUUGGCAGAGAGAAAGAGGCAGAAUGAGAUCGAAGUAAUGGUUUUUGAUGAUAUGGAAGAUACUGAAGAAAAAGUGAGUUCAGUAGAUAGUUAG